AUGUCUGGUAAUCGCAGUUACACCGAUCAAGAUGUUAACCGCGCUCUCGAAGAAAUUCUCAAUGGAGCAUCGAUAUCAGAAAGUGCUCGAAAGUUCGGAAUCCCACGAUCAACACUGUCAGAGAAGCGCAGUGGACAUCUUCCGACUGAACAUAAGAUGGGGCCUCCAACAAUUUUGAGCCCAGACGAAGAAUCUCUGCUUGAAAAAUGGAUUUUUCAUGUUGGUACAGCUGGAUUUCCGGUUACGAAAGACCAGCUGCUGUACAGUGUUCAGAAGCUCCUGAAUCAUUCCAAAAUAAAAACAAUUUUCACCGACAAUCGUCCUGGCAGAAAGUGGUACGAAGCGUUUACGAGACGUCAUCCAUUAAUUAUCAAAAAGCAAUGCCAGAAUUUAACUGCUGCUCGAGCAAGUGUCACCGAGGAAGGGUUACGUUCUUGGUUUGAAGAGGUCCGUCAAUACCUUGCGAAUACAGGGAACGUUGACAUUUUGAAUGAUCCCAAGCGAAUCUUUAAUAUGGACGAAUCUGGAUUUUUCUUGAACCCGAAACCAGGAAAGGUAAUCCGGUCAUUUCAUGUACGUUUCAUUUACACCAGAGACGAGAAAGAAAUGAUUACCGUUCUGAUCGGUGGCAAUGCUAGCGGCGUAAAAACUCCACCGUUGGUCAUGUUCCCUUAUCAGCGGCUACCUGCCAACAUCGUGAACGACAUGCCAGACAACUGGGCGUUUGGUAGAUCUUUAAACGGUUGGAUGACGGCUGAAUCGUUUUAUGAAUAUGUCACCAAUUGUUUCUAUCCGUGGCUGGUUGAGAGCAGCAUCGUGUUGCCGAUCGUUCUGUUCGUGGAUGGACAUUCGUCGCAUAUUACAUACCAUCUGAGCGAGUUUUGUCGUGAGAAAAAAAUUAUUCUCAUUGCACUCCAUCCGAAUGCCACUCAUUUGCUGCAGCCAAUGGACGUGUCAGUAUUUCACUCUUUGAAGUGCCACUGGCUAAAAGCCGCUUUGAACUAUCCGAAAAACAAUAAUGGUGCGAGAAUAACCCGUGAUAAAUUUUCUAAAGUCUUGCAACAGGUAAGCGAAUUGCGUAAUAAUUUGAUAGGGCGAUCCAAGCUUUAUUUAUAGUGAAGUUGGAUGGUGGAUUUGUGAAGUACUAAAGUACAUUGACAAUUUAUCCGAAACACGUCUGUAACGUCAAAUAUUUUUGUUUUGAUUUCUAGGUACUCGAAAAUAACAUUACAGAUGUUAUUGUUGCUAAUGGAUUCGUUAAGUCUGGGCUUUAUCCAUUCAAUGCAGACUCAAUCGACUAUGGACAACUUUUAAAACGGCAGAAAUCGGACGAUAGUGUUGAUAUCAGCAUCGGAAACCCUGUGCCGUUACCUGAACAUCGAUCGUCACAAUUUCUGGAACAAUUCGAAUGUAAAUUGGAUGCGAGCUUGCUACAAUCUUUCAAGAAUUCGGCAGAUAAUUCCGCAGAAUGGUUCCGAAAGUGAACGAAACAGCUUGGUGGUAAUUUCCGAUCAAGAUAUUGAAAUCGAAUAUCUUGAUACAACCUACG
Messenger RNA from Bradysia coprophila, 1549 nucleotides. RefSeq lists its product as uncharacterized. Gene Ontology annotation, molecular function: DNA binding. The record is from RefSeq and is a predicted model, not a curated record. NCBI's taxonomy places the organism in Eukaryota, Metazoa, Arthropoda, Insecta, Diptera, Sciaridae. Gene Ontology annotation, cellular component: nucleus.